AUGCGUAGAGUACGUCGACCGUUUCCUAAUACGCAUUCCAUAAAUCCGCAUAUCCAUGAUGGAAGUACUCCACAUAAUCAUCACUCAUCUGUCAGUCGAUUAGACGAAGAACAACAUACUAAUCUUCAUCAUCACCAUCAUCAUUAUCAUCAACAGCAUCAGCAUACAAAUGAAUCGAAUUCAUCAACUACACCUGUCAAUAAUUCAAUUAUAUCUGAUCAAUCAAAUGAAUUUACUAUGCAAAAUUCAACUAUGUCAUAUACAGAUGAAUCAUAUUUAAAUUUAUUGAAUACAUUGAAUGACUAUACUACUGAUAACUCAAACGAAUAUAAAUAUACACGUGUUAUAAAGGCAAUACGUGAAGUAAUCUCUUGUUGUGCAUGCUAUACAAGUGAUACAUUAAUGAAAGAGUGUAUGAAUGGACAUUUAAUAUGCCAAAAUUGUUUUUUAACACUAAGACAAGAUGAAAGACCACAAUGUCCAACGUGCAGAGCUAAUUUAUACUCAGAUACGCGACGUGCAUUAAUUGCACAAAAGGUUUUAUCUGAAUUACCAGAUACUUGUAGUGAUUGUAAAACACCAAUGUUACAUAAAUCUUUAACAAAUCAUCGUCUUAAUUUAUGUCCAAAACGACGUGUUGCUUGUGGUUUAUCACCGUUUGGUUGUGACUGGAUUGGUAGUGCUGAACAGUAUCAUCAAAAUCAUCAAAAUGAAUGUAUGAUGCGUAAACGGUUGUUAGAACAACCGAUAGGCGAUCAUCUAGAUACAUUAUUAAAUAGUUUUCACAUUAGAGAACAAUCAAUGCGUGAAACAUUUCAGUGCUUUUCAACUGUAUUACAUCAUUUAGAAGCACAUGAAUUACAAACUAUUUCAGUUACACUAUCUAGUAUUAAUGUAAAUGAAACAGACAUAUUGUAUCGUAGUGACAAUUUUCAUUUAAACCAGUCAAGAUGGACUGUGGAAGCUUUAGUUAAAUUCACACCAGAACAAACACCAUCUAAUCAUCAUGAUAAUAUCAGUCAACCAUAUACAUCAGAACAAUCUACAAUUCAAACUGAUUUAACAACAAGUAACCUAAGUUUGCCUUCAACAAAUAUUGAACAGAAUGAAUGUUCAAUAGAUGAAGUUACAGAUCAUAAUCAUCAUCAUCAACAACAACAAUCUCUUACACCAUCAGCAAUACGACGACGUAGAAAUCAUUCUUGUGUCUUUUCAAGACAUCAUCCAUAUCAAAGAUCAUUCAGUGGUACACAAAAUCAUUCCUUUACAUGUACAGAAAAUCUUGAACAAUCUAAUAUACCAAUAUAUGAACAUAUGAUAUCUCCUCGUGUAUCACCUAUAUCAACUCCUAAUUGGAAUGGUGAUAUCACUUUUCGUUUAAUUAAAGAAAACAGUCCUGGAAUAGGACGUAAAGUAUUCUCUUUUGUAUUCCUACAGCUGAGAGUACCUGAGUCUGGUGUGCAUAUAUAUGCUAGACCUCAACUUCAUACAUACCGUUUUAAUAUACGCGGAGAACAUACACCUUACUAUAAGAUACUUCCAAUUCGCUGGAGAUAUAUUAAUGAUUUACGAGAAAUGAUUAAAUAUCGUCUAAUUCAAGUGGAAAUCAUUAUCGCUAGACGCAUUGCUGAAGAACAUUCAGAUAAUUAA
Messenger RNA from Heterobilharzia americana, 1650 nucleotides. Lineage: Eukaryota; Metazoa; Platyhelminthes; Trematoda; Strigeidida; Schistosomatidae. The record is from the annotation of a GenBank genome assembly.